Acanthaster planci (crown-of-thorns starfish) is the source of this 2534-nucleotide messenger RNA. Its product is annotated as BTB/POZ domain-containing adapter for CUL3-mediated RhoA degradation protein 3-like. Gene Ontology annotation, biological process: proteasome-mediated ubiquitin-dependent protein catabolic process; protein ubiquitination; negative regulation of Rho protein signal transduction. Gene Ontology annotation, cellular component: Cul3-RING ubiquitin ligase complex. Gene Ontology annotation, molecular function: ubiquitin-protein transferase activity; protein binding. The record is from RefSeq and is a predicted model, not a curated record. Lineage: Eukaryota; Metazoa; Echinodermata; Asteroidea; Valvatida; Acanthasteridae.
AGUGUGCACGUACGUACGUAUUUGUGUACAUAUAUACAGAGGUGCAUCGGCACGUCGCGUCCGUGGGCUUAAAAAGCGGAAUCAAAUCUACGCCCUUGAUCCGUCUCGUCAGCGCCAUUUCGGUCGGAUUUUCGAAACCAGUCCACGGCCAAAAUACCAAGGCUUCCACUAAGGCACCAUUGAUUCCGAAGCUAUGUCCGGGGAAGCGGGCACGACGGGGACAAGUACCCAUGCGUCUGCCGCGGCGACCGGACCCACCUCGGCGGUCAAGAUCCGUGGCUCGCCCAGCAAGUACGUGAAGCUCAAUGUCGGCGGUGCGCUGUUCUACACUACCAUCGACACGCUGACUAAACAGGAUAACAUGCUAAGGGCCAUGUUCAGCGGACGGAUGGAAGUAUUAACUGAUUCAGAGGGAUGGAUCCUGAUCGAUCGCUGCGGUAAGCACUUCAACAUCAUCCUGAACUACCUGAGAGAUGGCCAGAUCCCGCUCCCAGAAUUACAGAGCGAGAUUGAGGAACUCCACAACGAGGCCAAAUACUACCUGAUUCAGGGGCUGGUGGACCAGUGCCAGAAGGCGCUGAAGCGGAAACGCGACGAGUACUUCCCGGUCUGCCGCAUCCCUGUCAUUACCUCACAAAGGGAAGCUCAGUUGCUCAUUAACGGUUCCACAAAGCCAAUUGUCAAACUGCUGUACAACAGACAAAACAACAAAUAUUCCUACACAAGCAACUCAGAUGACAACAUAUUGAAGAACAUAGAGAUGUUUGACAAGCUCUCGGUCCGUUUCAACGGACGUGUCAUCUUCGUCAAGGACGUCAUUGGCGGCAACGAGGAGAUCUGCUGCUGGUCCUUCUACGGUCACAGUCGCAAGGUGGCCGAGAUCAGCUGCACGUCCAUCAUGUACACCAGUGAAAAGAAGCAGACCAAGGUUGAGUUUCCAGAGGCACGGAUCCUGGAGGAAACGUUAAAUAUUCUCCUCUACGAGAAGCUUGACAGCCAAGACGCCGAGGCCAUGCACAACAUAGGCACCAAGUUAGGCUCCUUCGCCGCCGCUGCGGCCUGCCACAGUGACGACGACGAAGACCACCGCGUCCGGAAAACAUGAGGCUAGCUGCAGGCCACUGCCCGCUGAUGUGGUGUUGUAAUAGGCAGAGCUGACAACAUUCCAAAUGUAGUAACCAAUAGGAAGUCGCUCCUGCAGUUAGAUGACUGUUUCACAUUUGACGGUGAGACCUUCGUAAAUUUUUUUAUGUACCAAAUUCUAUAAUGAAAUUGUCAUUUUCAUGAAGCCAUAUACAUGUAUGGCAUUACAGAUAUGCAUGCAUGCAUGCAAACGUGUAUAAAGUAUGUUUCGAAUUGAAUAAUCGCUCAAGUACCGUACACAACUUGGUACAAACAUAAAUACAUUAUGUGUUCAAUAACUGAUUGUAUUCCCAUAUGAUACACGUAUUUGGGCAUAAAAAGGGGGAGAUUUUGUAUAUUAGCUUUACCCUCUUUGUUCGGUAAAAGAUAAAGAGGAUGAAUGGAAAUGCUGCUUUUUAUUUGAAGAGCGCCCUCUGCCAUUUCUUUUUUAAAGAGUCAAAACCGAAAUGUGUGCAAUUUCUCUGUUUCCUCAGAUUCCCUUGAUUUACUUAUGAAAUUAAUUUCCAAGGAUUUUAUUAAACAUAUUUCUCACUUCUUUUAAAUUUUCGAAGUCCUCCUCAGACAUAACUAUCUUCAAGGUCUGUUUUGCCAACUUAAAAAAAUUCGGUCAAAAUUAACUGAGGGCAUGUCACACUGCAUAUUGAGGAUUUUCUAGAUGAGCCAUCAAGUCAGCUUUUCUGCACAGAAUUCAUCUUCAGAUAUUUUUAUACUUGCCGCGCUUGCAUUGCAUAUAUUAUCCUUUCUCAUUUCAAUGUUUGAUACCAAGAUGUUUAUGUACAUCCACGUUUAAUCAAUCGUUAAAUCAAAUGUUCAAGCGUUUAACUUUUUUUAUGAGGUUACAAGAAGAGCCUUACUGGGAAGUUUUUGACAUUUCUAUUUUGGUUAUAAUUAGAAAAACUGCAUUUAACCCAUCCAUUAAAUACGUGUCUUUUAUUGCGAUGGCUUAUUAGACGGGGCAUUCCUGCAAUGCGGUUCAUCUUCACUGAUGUUAUAAUUUAAGGAAAUGUAACAGCCCCAAUAUGAAAGUUUCUGACACCCAAAAACCAAGGAAUGGUAUCCGGGUGACGGGAACCAACACAGAUGGUAUUUAGUCAAAUUUUGAUCACCAUCCGAGUAUUAUCCGAAGAAUACAUUAUUAGCUAACUUGAGCUAAACCCUCUGAACGUGUAAAGCUUAUGGAAGAUUUUUGUAAGCAUCACGGAUUCGAUUUUAAAAAACAUAAAGGGAUGACCAAUAGAACCCCUUUUUUUGAUUUGUGUUUUUGUUACUUGCUCUUAAUCCUUUCUGCUCACAGUUCUGCUCUGUUGCAUGGAAAUGAAUGUACAGAUUUGUGACAAGGAUAAAUAAAUGGACAUCUUUUGCAAGAAAGUCCUCAGCUUGUGCAACAUAUA